ACCACCACCACCACCACCACCACCGAAAAGACACCAACGAUGUCCGACCACCAACCACCACCACCCAGCACCCCCGCACCGCCGCAAAAGCGCCGCCGCCUCUCCGCCAGCUCAACACUGAAGAAACCAUUCCGCUCGCCGCUGCUGAGCCGUCGCCCGGAGGGCGCACCCGCACCCGCUUCGCCGCAAUUUACUCUCCCACCUUCAACACCCACUUCCAAACCCGCCUCCACCCCCUCCAAGCCCCCCGCCACCCCCGGCCCCCCAACCAAAAAAACCUCCUUCACAGCGCCCACAUCCACCGCCUCCCCCCUCCUUACACCCCGCACGCCCCGCCGCCCCCUCUUCCCCACCCCCCGCCCCAACACCCCCAACACCCUCCGCUCCAACCCUUCCAGCGACCCCCUCUCAGCCGCCCAAAAAGAACAUACCGGCCUUCUCACCCGCAUCCGCAGCACCAAGCAAGUCCAAGAAACCGUUUCCCAAGCCCUGUCCCUCGAGGCGAACCCAGCAGGGGACGCAGCCCUCACCGCCUCGAUCCGCAAAUGGCGUGUCAUCGCCCGCGCAGCCGCCGAGGCGCUGUUCGCGAUUGCUGCGGAUAAGGUGCAUGCGCUUGGCUGGGGGUGGGAUGAGGAUAAGAGGGGUGGCGGGGGAGGGGGGGAAGAGGAGGAGGGGGAUGGGGAUGAGGGUAUUGGCGGAGAGGAUGAGAAGGCUGCUGACGAGGCUAAAAGGAACGAUACUGAGGAGUGGGGGAUGGGGUUGAUGCUGAAGACGCUGGGGAUUCCGGAGAAGAUGCUGGGGUGGGAUAGGCACGCGGAUUGUUGGGUGGAUCUGGAGGAGAUGGAUAUCUGAUUUGAUGGGCAUGGAUGGGCAACGAUGGGACAGGGUGAAGGGGCGUUUUGACGGGAUGGCUUUUCGGAUUUGAUUUGAUGCAUACAACAUACAACAUACAGCGUUGGGAUGAGACAGUGGGCAUUUGCGAGGGCGUUGAUUUGGUGUUUUUUUCUUUACUCUGUUGCGGCCUACCUAUCGAUACUUGAUACUUGUACUCUGCAUUUCGGACUGGUAAUGGAU
Messenger RNA from Tricharina praecox, 1074 nucleotides. RefSeq lists its product as uncharacterized. Gene Ontology annotation, biological process: DNA recombination. Bases 40 to 852 code for a protein of 270 amino acids. NCBI's taxonomy places the organism in Eukaryota, Fungi, Ascomycota, Pezizomycetes, Pezizales, Pyronemataceae. The transcript has 2 exons. The record is from RefSeq and is a predicted model, not a curated record.